Sporisorium graminicola is the source of this 795-nucleotide messenger RNA. RefSeq lists its product as uncharacterized. Bases 1 to 795 code for a protein of 264 amino acids. The record is from RefSeq and is a predicted model, not a curated record. Lineage: Eukaryota; Fungi; Basidiomycota; Ustilaginomycetes; Ustilaginales; Ustilaginaceae. Gene Ontology annotation, molecular function: mRNA binding. The transcript has 2 exons. Gene Ontology annotation, cellular component: cytoplasm; ribonucleoprotein complex; nucleus.
AUGUCCACUCGAGUUUACGUAGGCAAACUUGCUCCCGACGUCCGUCGUGGCGACAUCGAGGAUCUCUUCCGUGACUACGGCCGCCUGCACGAUGUCCGCAUUAUGGGCUCGUUCGGUUUUGUCGAGUUCGAGCACCCUCGUGAUGCCGAAGAUGCCGUCAAGGAUUUCGACGGCAAGAACUUCAUGGGCGAGCGAAUCGUAGUCCAGCACGCAAAGAGCGGUGAGCGUCGUCGUGAGCCUGCCGGCCACGGUCCUGACGCUUUCGACCGUCGUGGCGGCAGCAGCUAUGGCAGGGAUGCUCCCUCGUCCCGCUAUGGUGCUCCCCCUCCUCCUCGCCGUGAACCUCGUAUCCGCCGCGGCCAGUUCCGUUGUGUCAUUUCCAACCUCCCUCCCAACACCAGCUGGCAGGAUCUCAAGGACAUUGGUCGUGAGCACGGCUCCAUCUCUUUCGCCGAUGUCGACCACAACAAUCCCGACGAGGGCUUCAUCGAGUACGACAACCGUGACGACUACGAGCGCGCUCUCGACAAGAUCGAGGGUAUCGAGCUCCGUGGCAACAAGCUCCGAAUCGAUCCUGCUCCUGCUCCUGCUCCUGCUCCCCGCGACGAGCGCGACCGUAGCCCUCCUCCCCGCCGUCGCGAUGACAGCCCUCCUGCUCGUCGACGUGACGACAGCCGUGAGCCUCGUGACCGCCAAGAUAGCCGCGAACCUGUCCCCGAGCGUAACGGACGCUACGACAGUCGAAGCCCUCCUCGUGACCACGACGAUGAUGUCCCUCGUCCUCGCGACGAUUGA